CAACCUCUGAUGUCCCGCGUGCUGAUUCUCGUUGCUGCCACGCGCUGAUUCUUUUUACGCACCCCGUGGAGGAGAUUCGCUCUCGGACUGGAGACUGUAUCUCUCCCCCUCUGAAAUGAGUGACCAUAGUUCACAUUGCUGCGUAUAAAACGGCAGAAGUCGUCAUUAGAAGCCCCCCUGUACCGGGUUUGGUUUGUGUGCACCUGCCUGCGGGCGGAGGGAGAACGGGACCACAGCACUGCGCUGCGCUGCGCAUCGUCGGGAGGGUUUUAGGAGAACGGGGAUGGAGGAAGAACACUUCAGCUUGUAGAGUUCAGACGGGAGGGGAGUUCGGGACCGUUUCUAUCCACACUUUCGAGAGACCGAACUUCACUGUUGCUCCGGACUCGACGCUUCCAGGUCUAGCUGGGCUCCUAAAGGCUUGAGGAGAUGCGAAAUGUUCUGUACCAUGGAUAUACCCAAAGAGAUAGACACCAUCAAACACCGCUGGAGAUGCACUCAGAAGAACAGUGAAACUGCUGCAAAGGACAAAGGCAGAAGUCUACGCACCUGUGAUUGGAUAUGAGCUUCGUCUGACCCAAGACCAUUAAAAUGGAGUUGCUAUGGAAACUUAUAGUGCUGCUGUCAUUGGUAGAGCAUCGAUCAGGCAAUGGAGUCCUGCUGAAGCCCAUAUUCACCAAACAACCAGGCAGUGUGGUGUUUCCAAUUCAACCAGGGGAGGCUCAAAGAGAGGUGGUGUUUAGCUGUGAAGCCCAAGGACACCCACCCCCCUUCUACAGGUGGAAGUUAAACGACUCUUUCAUCCUGCCAAGUCCAGGGUCGCGCUACUCUCUCAUGGGUGGAAACUUACACAUCAGCCACCUGAACAAAGAGGAAGAUGUUGGCAUCUAUCAGUGCCUGGCGUCAAACUCUUUUGGCACAAUCGUCAGCAGAGAAGCCAGCCUUCAUGUUGCAUACUUGGAAAAUUUCAAGACCCAAAGACGAAGUCCGGUGAGGGUUCGUGAGGGUCAAGGUGUGGUCUUACUGUGUGGUCCCCCGCCUUACUCUGGAGAACUUACCUUCACCUGGAUCUUCAACGCGUACCCAUCCUUUGUCAUCCAGGAUACUCGUCGUUUUGUGUCCCAGAAGACAGGAAACCUCUACAUCGCAAAGGUGGAACCCUCCGAUGUUGGCAACUACACGUGUGUUGUCACCAACACGGUCACCAAAAGCAGCGUUCAAGGACCGCUGACACCUUUAGUCCUGCGUGUGGACGGUGUCAUGGGCGAAUACGAGCCAAAAAUCGAAGUUCAGUUCCCGGAAGUCGUCCCCGUCGCUAAGAGCUCAACCGUCAAACUGGAAUGUUUUGCACUGGGAAACCCAGUUCCUGUGAUCAGCUGGAGAAGAGUAGAUGGGGCCAACUUUAGCAGGAAAGUGGACAUAAAUAAAGCCAGUGGCGUUUUAGAGGUCCCUUAUUUCCAGCAAGAGGAUGCAGGAGUGUAUGAGUGCGUGGCUGAGAACAGCAGAGGAAGAAACUCAGUUCAAGGAAAGCUGUCUUUCUUUGCUCCACCACAACUCACUGAGAAGCCUCAGGAUGUUCAGAAAACCAUCGACGACACGCUGGUGUGGGAAUGCAAAGCUAACGCUAAGCCAAAGCCCUCUUAUCACUGGCUGAAGAACGGAGACCCCCUGGAUCUCAUGGAGGACAGGGUUCAGGUGAAUAAUGGAGUCCUGACCAUCAGCAGCUUAAAUCUGGCUGACAUUGGGAUGUACCAGUGUGUGGCAGAGAACAAGCACGGACGAAUCUUCACCAACGCCGAGCUCCGAGUCAUUGCCAUUGCUCCAGACUUCUCCCAGAAUCUGUUAAAGGUCCAAACCUUGGCCCGACAGGGUGGCGACGUACUGAUCGAAUGUAAACCCAGAAUGUCUCCUCGCGGUGUGAUUUCAUGGAGGAAGGGAAAGGAAGCCCUACGAGAGAGUCACAGAGUAAUGGUGUUGGAUAAUGGAAGUCUGCGAAUAUCAAACGUAACUAAAAUGGAUGCAGGAAUCUACACGUGUGUAGCCAGAAACCAGUUUGGAGUGUCAAGCAGUGCUGGUAGCCUUCAGGUUAAAGAGGCCACCGCGAUCACGAGUCCAGCGGGUCACCUGGAUGUGACUGUGGGGGAGAGCAUUGUGCUACCCUGUCAGGUCUCACAUGACCCAACACUUGACCUGAAGUUCACCUGGUUCUUCAACGAGCAGCUCAUCCACUUUGGAAGCCAUGGUUCCUUUUUUGAAAAAGUUGGUGGGCGAUCGGCUGGAGAUGUUAUGAUUCGCAACAUCCAGCUGAGGCAUGCUGGGAAAUACACCUGUGCUGUUCAGACCAAAGUGGACAGUGUGUCCAUUGCUACAGAUGUGGUUGUCAGAGGUCCUCCAGGCCAACCUUUGGACUGCCAGGUGACUGAGAUAAAUGAGACCACGGCCUCUCUUUCCUGGAGACCUGGGAUGGACAACCACAGCCCUGUCCUCAGCUACACCAUCCAGGCCAGAACUCCCUUCUCACUGGGAUGGCAGGCAGUUACUACAGUUCCUGAACUAUUAAGAGGGAAACAGCUCUCAGCUACGGUUGUUGAACUGGCUCCGUGGGUGGAAUAUGAGUUUAGAGUUUUGGCAAUGAACAGCAUCGGGACAGGAGAACCCAGCAAACCCUCCAAGAAGGCCCGCACCAAAGAAAUGCUCCCCAGAGUGACUCCAGCCAGAGUAAACGGUGGAGGUGGAGGACGUUCAGAGGUGGUCAUCACGUGGGAACCUGUCCCCGAGGAGCUGCAGAGUGGUCCGGGCUUUGGGUAUGUGGUUGCUUUCCGCCCACUCGGGGCGCCGGGAUGGAUGCAAGCUGCUGUCACAUCCCCAGAUGCUUCUAGAUACGUGUUCAAGAAUGAAAGCAUCCCUCCCUUCUCCCCUUACCAAGUCAAAGUCGGGGUUUACAACAACAAGGGGGAAGGACCUUUCAGUCCAGUGACUACGAUCUACUCAGCAGAAGAAGAGCCGAGCAGAGCUCCUGGGAGGCCGAGGGCGAGGAGCAUAUCAGCAUCGGAGGCAGAGGUCACCUGGAAGCCACUGGCUUGGAGUAACAGCCGCAGACGCAUCCUGGGCUACGAGUUGCGGUACUGGAGAGAAAAGGAUAAACAGGAUGCAGCCAGUGUGAUCAGAACAGUGGGGAAUAAAACAUCCGUCCUCAUCAGGGAUCUGGAGGGCAGCAGUACCUAUUACGUGUCCCUACGGGCCUAUAACAGUGCCGGAGUGGGUCCACUGAGCAACAUAGUCAAUGUCACGACCAAGAAACCACCCCCCAGUCAAGCUCCAGUCAAAAUAAUGUGGAACACAUCCAACUCCAAGGUCAUCCUGAGGUGGGAGCAAGUGCACGCUCUGGAGAACGAGUCCGAAGUCACAGGAUAUAAGGUGAUGUACAGCCAGGACAAGCACAGUCGUCCCAGCGUGGUGGAGACCAGCAACACCUCCUUGGAGCUGUCGCUGCCAAUCAACCAGGACUAUGUCAUCCAGAUUAAACCCUUCAGUGAGGGAGGGGAGGGCAUCAGCAGUCGCCAGAUUACCAUCCCCAAGGUUGAAGGCUCCACAGCCACGGGAGCAGCCCCGGAGUCGUUGGCAUUUCCACUGGUCAGUCUUGCAGCUCUAAUUCUCACAAGCAGAAUGGUCCUAUGACAAACAUGCAGGCACUACAGCUUCUCAUUCAGAGGAGAAAAUCAAAAAACAGCAGGUCAAAGACAUCGCAAGACCGACAGCCACGUUUCCUCCCGCUCCCUUUUCCACCCUGCUGAGUCUUUCCUCUUCUCUCUACAAAGAUCCUUUUGUGAAGAAGAUUCUUUCCCUUCACAAUUCUAAAGUGGUUUACUGAAAGGAACUAGCUCUUUCAGAAUUUGCUUCUUUUGAAAUUGACAGGAAGCCUUGACUUGACUGACUCCAGUCUCUUUGAAGAAGUGAUGUUUUACUUUUUUAUUCUUUUGUCGUCUCCUUUCUAAGUCGUGGAUAUUCUCAUAUGGUUUUCACCUUGGAUGGUACUUUAGGACAUGUAUGUGUAACUGUCAGAGUUCUCCUAUAAGAGAAUAUGUGACGUGCGUACCACUCAAAUUUUUUUUUUGGACUGGAUUUAAACCAAACUGAGAGUGGAAAGGACCUAAAUCACCGACUUGUUUAUGUAAGUUAAAGUACAUUCAAACCCAGAGUUUCUUUGAGAAACAUCGGAAACCAACUGUUAUUUUUUUUCCUUGUGAAACGAAACGGGAGGAGGAAAAUAGGGGAGGUAAGCCCCACUGCUUUAUGACAAACCAGAAUUUGAACCUUUUGGAUUUUACCUGGAUUUUACUCCUACUUUGUUUCUACAUGUCGCCAUAAAGUUGACUGGAACCAAAGCUGACAGGACUCAGUUUCACCUGUCGUUUGUGUAGACCAAGCAGCAGCCUGUACGGCUUUCAUAGAAACAGCUGAGCUGAUGAUUAGUGUCUCACUUUGCUCCCUCAUCCAUUGUAGGUGUUUAGCAAAGGAACAUAUGUAUAAAAUCCUCAGGUCCCAAAUGAGCCUUAAGUCUUAUGAUUAUAUUUGAUGUUAUUGUUCAGUAUUUAUUUUCUUUAGCUUUUUCUGUUGAUCCAAAUAAUACUUUGGCUCUCAUGCUUUAACCGUGUUGAUAUUUUGCAUUUUUGUCCAUUUCUAAGUCAUCUUUUUGGAAGUUUUAGGCUCAGAAACAAAAGGCCUUUCUCACAUUUUCAUCCUGAUGAGCAUCACAGUAACUAGCAAACAUUUCGGACUUUUCUAGCGUUGCUUACCACUAGGUGGGGUCAGUGUUUCACUGUCAGCUACUGUUUGGCAUGAAAUUGGUCAAUGUUGUUGAGGGUGUUUGAAUGGAUACACCUGCUUUUAAUAAAGAUAAUGCUGUUUUUUA
Nothobranchius furzeri (turquoise killifish) is the source of this 4912-nucleotide messenger RNA. RefSeq names its product contactin 3a, tandem duplicate 1 (gene cntn3a.1). Gene Ontology annotation, biological process: axon guidance; cell-cell adhesion; brain development. Gene Ontology annotation, molecular function: cell-cell adhesion mediator activity. The record is from RefSeq and is a predicted model, not a curated record. Gene Ontology annotation, cellular component: plasma membrane; axon. NCBI's taxonomy places the organism in Eukaryota, Metazoa, Chordata, Actinopteri, Cyprinodontiformes, Nothobranchiidae.